Molecule: messenger RNA, 1287 nt
Organism: Tarenaya hassleriana
Lineage: Eukaryota; Viridiplantae; Streptophyta; Magnoliopsida; Brassicales; Cleomaceae
Exons: 1
Coding region: 1-1287 (428 amino acids)
Source: RefSeq, a predicted model, not a curated record
AUGACAUCUGUCAGAAUUGUUCUAGCACUGGCAGCUUCGCAGAACUGGAUUCUUCAUCAGCUUGAUGUUUCAAAUGCUUUUCUGAAUGGUGACUUGGAUGAAGAAAUUUACAUGUCUUUGCCUCCAGGAUAUGUUGUACUUAAGGGGGAGCAAAUUCCUUCUAAUUUUGUGUGUAAACUUCAGAAAUCCCUCUACGGAUUGAAACAAGCAUCUAGACAGUGGAAUAUCAAGCUUACUCAGGUUUUGUUAGAUGCUGGUUAUCUUCAAUCUCAGGCAGAUAAUUCACUUUUUGUCAAGAAAGUUAAUUCUGCUAUUGUAGCUGUUCUAGUUUAUGUUAACGACAUCUUGGUAACAGGCAAUAAUGCAGAAUUGGUUUCUGAAAUUAAAUCUGUUCUUAGUACUGCAUUUAAGAUUCGAGAUCUUGGGGAUUUGAAGUUCUUUCUUGGACUUGAGGUGACACGAUCUUCAAAAGGGAUUUCAGUGUGUCAAAGAAAAUAUACCUUGGAAUUACUUGAAGAUUUUGGCAUGCUGGGGUGUAAGCCAGCCUCAACACCUAUGGAAUUUCGUAACAAGCUAUCUUCUGAUUCUGGUAUAUUAUUUUCUGAUCCACUGGAGUAUCGAAGGCUUGUUGGCAAACUCAUUUAUCUGGCUUUGACGAGACCUGAUAUUAGUUUUGCUGUGACAAAACUGAGCCAGUAUAUGUCUCAACCUCGUUCAGAUCACCUUCAGGCAGCUCAUCGAGUUCUCCGUUAUUUGAAGGGUGUUCCUGCGCAAGGUAUUUUCUAUCCAGCUUCUACUGAUACUCGGCUUACUGCGUUUUGUGAUGCCGACUGGGCAUCUUGUCCAGAUUCGCGCCGGUCAGUUACUGGCUUUUGUGUGUUCUUUGGCAAAGCUUUGAUUUCAUGGAAGUCAAAGAAACAGUCUACUAUAUCUCGUAGUAGUGUUGAAUCCGAGUAUAGAAGCAUGGCACAAACCACAUGUGAAUUGGUUUGGAAUGCAUCAGUUUUCAAAGAUUUGCAUUUUGGUAUUCAGCAACCGGUGACAUUGUUCUCUGACAGUUUGUCUGCUAUUCAUAUUGCGAAUAAUGCGGUGUUUCAUGAGCGCACCAAGCAUAUUGAACUUGAUUGCCAUUUUGUUCGGGAGCAACUCAAGGUCGGGUUUCUGAAGCCAUUGCACGUUUCUACAAACGAUCAGAUUGCUGAUGGGAUGACUAAGCCUCUGUAUGUGGAUCACUUCCGACAUCUUCUUGGCAAGAUGGGAUUACAUUCUUUGUACUCACCAUCUUGA